AUGAACAAACGGCAAAACCUUUUGAAAUAUUUUGAAGUUUUAUCUGAAAAAGCAGAUAAGUGGCAUAAUUAUACAAUCUGUAUUGAAUUUGAAAAAGUUUUUCCUAAGAAUGAGGUAAAUAAGGUUCUUGAAGUAAAUGAAAAUGAGAAAACAGCCAAAUUUUGUCAGGCCAAUAACCAUGCUCACAAUCAAUGCUAA
Funneliformis geosporum is the source of this 198-nucleotide messenger RNA. The record is from the annotation of a GenBank genome assembly. NCBI's taxonomy places the organism in Eukaryota, Fungi, Glomeromycota, Glomeromycetes, Glomerales, Glomeraceae.